Messenger RNA from Paramecium primaurelia, 991 nucleotides. The record is from the annotation of a GenBank genome assembly. Lineage: Eukaryota; Ciliophora; Oligohymenophorea; Peniculida; Parameciidae.
AUUCUGUUGGCUUACGGGAGAUGCUUAAAUUAGGAAUAAAGAUUGGCAUUAGAAUAAGUAAAAUAUCAAAAAUAAUUGUUAGACGUGAAAUCCUGUGAUAACACCCUUUUAAAAUUGUUUAGGGAUUUUCUUAGAUAGAGAGAUUAAAGGAUAUUCAUUUAGAAGUUGUCAGAUUUUGCAAAUAGUCAAAUUGAAAAGUAAAAAGAUAAUUAAUCAAUGGAUCCUUAUAUGAAAAAAAUCGAAUAAAAUAAUCAGCAUAAGGAUUUGAUAAAAGAUAUAUGCUCAAAAUUCUUAAAAUCUAAAGUCAAGCAGAACUAAAGGAUACUAUUAGUCGAAUACUCAAAUUUAGCAAUAUUUGAUUAUUAUUAUUAUAUGUACAAAGUUGAACUUGUAGAUUCAUCCGAAUUCAAGGAUCGUUCUAAAUACUAUAAACACCUUUUACAAACAUAUUUUCAAUGGAGUUUUCUGAAAUACUUUGUAUAUACUAUAAUCUGGUUGAUUGGUGGCAGAGUAAUCAUCAUACUAUUAUCUAAUAGAUAUCAAUCCUAUAUUCUAUGUAAGGGUUGUAUGUAAUCAUUACUGGAUUUGCAUUAAUCUUUACUAAUCUGGGUACUAGAGAAAAAGGCACUUUAAGUGCAUAUAGCAUAUUUAAUAAAGGAUAUAAGAAGUUGAUGGGUUAGAUGACUGAAGAGGAUGUGGCUAAUAUGUAUAAUAUGGGUGGAGUGAAAAAGAAGAAGGAUGAUUUAAGCGAAGAUGAUGAUGAUGAUAAAAUCUCAAAGGAUUUUGAAGGAUUAUCAAUGGAAUAAAUGAUGGCAAAAUUGAGCAAAUUGGGGAAUAAAUAAUGUUUUUGUAAUUCAGGCAGAAAAUAUAAAAAAUGUCAUUAUUAUAUACAUUAAAGAAUUAAAUAAUAAGAAGAUGAAGAUAGAAGAAAAGGAAUUAAAUAAAAUUGAUAAUAUUAUAAAUGAUGAAUUCUUUAAUUUGAAUAUGGAGC